This is a messenger RNA of Cylindrotheca closterium, 1506 nucleotides long. The record is from the annotation of a GenBank genome assembly. NCBI's taxonomy places the organism in Eukaryota, Bacillariophyta, Bacillariophyceae, Bacillariales, Bacillariaceae.
AUGGACUUGGAAACCUACAUUUCUCGAUACAGCGGAGAAACGCGACUACAAAGACUCCUUCUAAUUGCUCAGCAGAGCCCCGAUGAAGCUGUCGCUACUCAAGCCUUUGAGAUGGCCGAAGCCCAAAUGAAGGAAGAAGGAAACCUGCGGCAAUACAAGAAAGUCUUUGGACUUUCCACAGUUACCGCUACUUCUACCGGUGAAACAAGUGGUGACAUGGCUAUGCAAUUUGUCGGCGAGUCCAAAUCUUCCGAAGGCAACCUCCGCCGCCCACCUCCUUCUUCCUUUCAACCAGACGAGUCUUGGAUGGCUUCCACAGAAGCCGCCAACAAGGAAGCCCGUCACGUCUUGCAGGGCCGUUUGUCUGCGUCACAAAGUCAAAUGCACCGCGAGGCCAUUCGCAACGCCUAUGUGGCUUUGGCCAAGCACGAUGCCAAGACUGGAAAUGCCUCGGCUGCUUUGGCCUCUUUAUUUCGGGCCAUGGAUUAUUGCACCAGCCGCACACAGUCUGGACAAUUGAGUUUGGUACUACUAGAAGUGGCCUUGAAUGCGGGCUGUUACGUACAAGCUCGUGAAUAUGUCACAAAGUUGGAACACACCUUGCAAGGAAACCCCGCUGGGGCCACUUCCAGCGAAGGAACUGAAAUUUUGCAAGAUGUGUCCAUCAAGUUGCAAAUUGCCUCUGGAUUGGAACGCAUGGCCCAAGGGGAUUAUGCUACGGCUGCUGUGACCUUUUCGAAUUUGUGCAAGGCCCAUGGUGGCGCCACUGCGAAAUUAGAUUGGCCCACUGUGGCAAGUGCGGAUGAUAUUGCCAUGUAUGCGGCUUUGCUCAGUCUCGCCACCCAAGGCCGCUCCGAGAUUCUUUGGCUGGCCGAACACCCCGAAGCUUUGGAGUUGGUUCCCGCCAUGAGGGAACUACUCUCGCAGUGGGCCAAGGCGAAUUACGUCAAGACCAUUCAAGCCUUUAGCCAAGAGGGUGCAAUUAUGGAAUUUCCUGACGUGUACUUUUCUACCGUUGACAAGUGGGAGAAAUUGAGCCAAUCGAUUCGGGAAAAGUGUUUGUUGGAGUACCUGAAACCGUACCAGUGCGUCCAGCUUGAACACAUGGCCAAGCUCUUUCCGUCUAUUGCGAAUGUUCAAGAUACUCUGGUGGAUUUGAUGGGACGUGGUUUGCUAGAAGGGGCCAAGAUUGAUGGUCGGGCUAAUGUCUUGCGCAAAACUCAAGGGGCAAAUAAAAACCCAGCGCAUUCCACUUUGAAGGACUUGGGUCAAAUGGAAGACCGAAUUUUGGAUGAUGCUCACGCCAUGUUGAUUCGAUUGGCUUGUUUGGAGCAAGAUUUGUGCGUGUCGGAUGGUUUGUAUGAUGGAUCUAGACGACGCACGGCGGCGACAUAUGGUAGAGAUCACAUGGUAGAGGAUGACGAUGACAGUAGUGAUGAAGAUACACCCAUGAUGGAUGCGGAUUUGCAGGCGGCUGCAGCACAAAAUCCUGAAGAUUUGUAUUGA